UCUAUGUUGCGUGUGUGUCUUGUGUGUGUGCUGUACGUGUGGUGCAUGUGUAUGUCUCUGUGGUGUGUGUUCCACAUGUAUAUGCGCUCUAUGGUGUAUGUGUGUGGUACGUCAUGUACGUGGUAUGUGAGGUGUGUUGCGUGUGCACGUGUGUUCUGUGUGUGGUGUGUGAGUGUGAGCACGUGGAUGGACGUGUCCGCACGGGUGUCUUGUGCAUACACGGAGCCCACGUUAACUGUGCCGUCUGGUCUCGGCAGGAGUCAGAAGCCCGUUCGUUUGUUGGUAACUGUGUAUUUGUCCUGGUGAGAACUGCUGGAAUCUUCUGAGACUGAAAAACCGAACCAGAAGAUCCAAGGGGGUGUUGGAGCCGAACACCUGCCCCACCAGGGGGUCCGGGGCGAGGCCCCUGCUACCACCUGCAGCUGUUCUCUCCAGACCCCCCGGCUCACCAGAGCCCACGUGACUAUGGAUCCUGUGGGGCCCGACUUUGGUGGUGCCCACCACAGCCACUCCUGGUGACUGGAUGGAUCUGUGCAGCUGGUGCCAGAAAGGGGCCCUGCGGGAAGCCAGCAGGAAACCGGCCUCGCCCCGCCGCUGGUCCAGAGUGAAUGGCUGGUCGUGGCCCCUGCACACCUUCCAGGUGGUGGCCUGGACCAUACUGUUCAUCUUGGCCUUCACCAACUUCUGUAUCUUCGUCCCCUUGCUGCCACCUAACUGGAACUUGAUCAUGUAUGGUGUGACUGGUGGGCUUUUCUGUUUCCACUUCGUGGUCCACUUGCUUGGAAUUUCCAUCGAUCCUGCUGAAACCAACGUACGGCUCAAGAAAUACUUGGAGCCCAUACCCACUUUUGACCCAUCAAAACACACACGUGUCAUCGAGAACCAAUAUUGCCACCUGUGUGAGGUCGCCGUGAGCCAGAAGGCUAAACACUGUGGGGCCUGCAACAAGUGUGUCUCUGACUUUGACCACCAUUGCAAAUGGCUUAACAACUGUGUAGGGGGCAGGAAUUACAGGUAUUUCUUUUGCUCUUUGGUCUCCGCCUCGGCCAGCCUGCUCUGCCUGAUCAGCAUCCUGCUGUACAUCUUCAUCCAGUACUCAGUCAACCCGGAGGUGCUGCGCACUCAUCCGCUCUAUGAAGGUGUCUCCAAGGACACUUGGCUGCUGUUCCUUCCUUUUUUCCCUGUAAAGACGAAGGCCCUGGUGGUCCUGGGCAUUGGGGUGUUCGUCCUGCUGCUGUCUGCCCUCAGCUUCCUGCUGCCUGGAUACCUGUUCAUCUUCCACCUCUUCUUAAUGUUCAAGAAGUUGAGCACAUAUGAGUAUGUGACACAGAACCGCUAUCAAAAUAUUCCAAAAGUUCCAGCAGGGAGGAAAGAGCUGUCCUUCAAAAUAAGCAUGCCACAGCAAGCAGAUGACCUGAGUCCGUCUGCUCGUAGAGAGCAGCGCAAGGAGGCCCCGCUGCAGCUGAGGCGCCCGGGUCUGCGUUCCACCAUCACCACGUGUGAGGAGAGCUCCCCGCUGCAGGCAGCCACAGGUGACCUGAAAUCACCCUCACACAGAGUGAAGUUCAACCACCUGCUGCUGGAUGUGCACUCAGGUCCACCCUCCUCCACCAACACGUUCAUGGAGGACUCGUGGGUGAUGGAAAUAGACAACAGCCUGACUUUAUCUGCCCUCAGCCUACCUGGGAGCAAGGUGUCCUUGUCGCUAUCCAGUGACUUCACCACACACCCCACCUUGGCCGCCGGCACAGAGGACCACCUGCCACUGAAGGUCUUAAAGGACCAACAGGAAAUGAGUUUGCCUGUGGAAGGAGACAGUGCUGAGGGCAAAGGCCCAGCUUCAGGAGACGAGGAGCCCACACUGGCCAAAUGGGCUGUCCACACACCAAUGGCCUUAGAGAUCCGGGCUCGGGAAGCAGCCCUGAAGAAACUCAGGCUCCCGCACACACUGCCCUCCAGCAGCCAGAAUGUGCCGCACAUGGAUGUCCCCUUGGAGAGGCAGCAGGUCUACGGCAUGGAGCCUGCCACUGUCAUCACCACCAGGAAGCCUGCAGAUGGGCAGGUGUGCAAUGGAGAGGACAUCCAGCUUCCAGGACAGAUAAAAGAGGAGACUUGGGGCCGGGCAUCGCCACCCAGCUAGGAAGCAGAGAGCCCGCUCGAUGCUCAGGGAGAGACCAGGGUCAACCUGGAUAUCUCUGUCAGCACAACUUGUGUCCACCCUGCCACGGAAGCCCCUGAGUCCAGGGCAGGCGCUCACCCCGACUCCCAUGAUGCCUGACUGGCCUGAGGCCGGCAGGCGCUCCCGCCGUGUUCAUGAUGCAGUGCAGCCCUCGACUCUAUGCAGGCACCAGUGGCAUCCGAUGGCCCGGCUUCUUCCAAGCGGAGUGCUGGGUCCUGCAUCCAGAGUCAAGGGAAGAAGGGAGCCUGUGCGCACCCUGACUUGUGCUAAAUGGAAAGACUUUGACCACCCCUGCGCCUCACUCCACCUGGAAGCCAUACUUGAAAGCCAUUCAUAAUUUUUCAAACACGUCCCCAUCGUGCUCCAAGAUUCAGGACAGACUUGGUGUGAUGUUUUCACUUGUGUUACUUAGGAAUGUUGACAACUGUUAUGAACCUAAGUAGCCUUUAAGGAAAUUCUUCAGAAUUUCUUAGAAAGUUAUACGAAAUAAUAAAAAAUAAUUUCACUGGCAAUAAGCUUGAAA
Molecule: messenger RNA, 2702 nt
Organism: Neofelis nebulosa (Clouded leopard)
Lineage: Eukaryota; Metazoa; Chordata; Mammalia; Carnivora; Felidae
Product: palmitoyltransferase ZDHHC11-like
Exons: 15
Coding region: 524-2140 (538 amino acids)
Biological process (GO): protein targeting to membrane; peptidyl-L-cysteine S-palmitoylation
Cellular component (GO): Golgi apparatus; endoplasmic reticulum
Molecular function (GO): protein-cysteine S-palmitoyltransferase activity
Source: RefSeq, a predicted model, not a curated record